Molecule: messenger RNA, 582 nt
Organism: Neoarthrinium moseri
Lineage: Eukaryota; Fungi; Ascomycota; Sordariomycetes; Amphisphaeriales; Apiosporaceae
Exons: 1
Coding region: 1-582 (193 amino acids)
Biological process (GO): nucleotide metabolic process
Molecular function (GO): catalytic activity
Source: RefSeq, a predicted model, not a curated record
AUGGCUUCACACGCCUUUGAUCCGACUAUUCUUCCCCCUGCAGCUCCUUGCCCCUUCUGCAACAUUGCAUCUGCAUACGCCUCGUACGACCCAAGCGCACCACCGGCUGCCGACUCUCCCGUCCUCGAUCCCGAAAACGUCUCCCCUCUGAGCUUCAUCGUUCUCUCAACGCCCACCUUGCUCGCUUUCCUCGACAUCCUGCCCUUGUCUCGAGGUCAUUUGCUGCUCUGCCCCCGCCGCCACGCCUCCAAGUUGACCGAUGUCUCGACAAGCGAGGCCGCCGAGCUGGGCGCGUACUUGAGAAUCCUCAGCAAGGCUCUAGUGCGAACGACCGGGGUCGCGGACUGGAAUGUCGUGCAGAACAACGGUGCCGCUGCGGCUCAAGUUGUCGACCACGUCCACUAUCACCUGAUCCCGCGCCCCGAGAUCAGAGCGAGUGGCAAGCUGCGAGAAAGUUUUACCAUGUUUGGGAGAGGACAGCGGGAGGAGCUUGACGACGACGAGGCCGUCGAACUGGCGGCAAGGAUACGGCAAAACAUACAACUAGUCCUGGACGAGGAGGCAGGCAAAGGGAAGCUUUGA